Messenger RNA from Triticum aestivum (bread wheat), 983 nucleotides. Its product is annotated as ent-kaurenoic acid oxidase 1. Gene Ontology annotation, biological process: brassinosteroid homeostasis; brassinosteroid biosynthetic process; multicellular organism development. The transcript has 4 exons. The record is from RefSeq and is a predicted model, not a curated record. Bases 1 to 912 code for a protein of 303 amino acids. Lineage: Eukaryota; Viridiplantae; Streptophyta; Magnoliopsida; Poales; Poaceae. Gene Ontology annotation, molecular function: heme binding; iron ion binding; oxidoreductase activity, acting on paired donors, with incorporation or reduction of molecular oxygen.
AUGGGGGUGCAGGUGACGUUUGCCAACAUCUGCAAGAUGUUCAUAAGCAUGGAGCCAUCGCCUUUGACAGACAAGAUCGAUCGGUGGUUCGGCGACUUGCUUGAUGGUCUAAGGGCAUACCCCUUUGAUUUUCCAGGGACAGCGUCUCACGGCGCUCGAAAGAGUCGCCGGAAGCUAGACGCGAUCUUCCGAGAGGAGCUGGAGGCAAGGAAGAAGGUGGACAGGCAAUGCGAUGAUCUAAUGGGCGGUCUGAUGCAGAUGAAGGACGAGCAGGGAAAGAAGUUGAGUAAUGAGGAGGUGGUGGAUAACAUUGUUUCCCUUGUCAUCGCCGGCUACGAGUCCACUACCAUCGCCAUCAUGUGGGCUGUCUACCACCUCGCAAAAUCCCCCGUCGUCCUUGCCAAGCUUCGAGAGGAGAAUAUAGCGAUGAGCAAAAGCAAAGGCGGGUCGACGUCAACGAGUUUGAUGAUCACCCACACCGACAUCCCAAAGAUGAAGUACACGGCCAAGGUGGUGGAGGAGACAAUCCGGAUGGCCAACAUCGCCCCCAUGGUCCACCGCGUGGCAAACAGAGACGUGGAGUACCGCGGCUAUACCAUACCGAAGGGUUGGGCUGUGCUGGUGUGGUUGAGAUCCUUGCACACUGAUCCCAAUUACUACGAGGAUCCCCUCUCCUUCAAUCCUAACAGAUGGGAUGAACCGGCUAAGGCAGGAACAUAUCAGGUGUUUGGAGGUGGCCCUAGGGUCUGCGCAGGCAACAUGCUUGCCAGGCUACAGGUCACCAUCAUCCUGCAUCAUCUCUGCGUCGGCUACGAAUGGGAGUUGCUCAAUCCUGAUGCAGAGAUCAAUUACCUUCCACACCCAAGGCCAGCGGAUGGUGCAGCCAUGGCCUUUUGUAAGCUUAGCACAUGAUCACGCAAUCAAUUGAAAUCAGAUCAAAUAAACCAGUCUAUUGUAGUGCAUGUGUGUAUGUUAAUAUUGGC